Molecule: messenger RNA, 1409 nt
Organism: Radiomyces spectabilis
Lineage: Eukaryota; Fungi; Mucoromycota; Mucoromycetes; Mucorales; Radiomycetaceae
Product: thioesterase-like superfamily-domain-containing protein
Exons: 5
Coding region: 36-1010 (324 amino acids)
Source: RefSeq, a predicted model, not a curated record
CUUCAACCGAUUUAUUUUUUCUGCUUUUUUCAGUCAUGAUUUCUUUAUCCGACUCGAGUGUAGCGACUACUUCUUUUGCCUUUGAUCGUGCUACGCAGACUACAUAUCUUGGUGAAACACCCAACGGUAUAACAUGCUUUAAAGGAACUGCAAGUUUGGACUGGGCUAUUGGGGAAGUGCCAAAUGUAAGUUACGUUGUCGCAUUAAUGACAGACAGUGUCCUGCAACACUUUUCCCAGCGGUAUCAAAAGCAUACCGUGGCCUUGAACUGUUUCUUCUUUCGGAAAACACUGGCGGCUCCCUUUAUCAUUGAAAUCGAGCCCCUGAAAAUGAGCAGCAAAGGUUACUGUGUUGUCAAAGUCAGCCUCAAGCAAUCCAAGGAUCCUAGAUCAAGCACUGUACCUUCCAGCAUUGAUCAAUACGAUCCUACCAUUUAUGUCGAGAAGGUGCACGGGAUCUUUACGAUGGGCAACAUGGACAACGAGCAAGGCGUGACCCACUUUCACGAUGCGCCCAAAGCGCCUACGAAAGAUACUAUGGUGCCAUAUAAAUAUGUGUUUAUGGGCGAAUUUUUGACUUCCAAACUGGAUAUGAGCACAGCCCCUCGACAGCCCGAUGGCAGCCUGGCCACACCCAAGAGCGCAGAAAUACUUCCAGGAAAACCUGAAGUAUCGCAUUCGAUGCAAUUCUCAGACGGUCGACCGAUCGAUUUCAAGAGUAUGCCGUAUUGGUGUGACAUGUUUAUCACUCCUCCCGCUCUGUUAGGCCCCAACAUCCUGGGUGGGCCAGUGUGGUGUCCUACCAUGCAACUCGAAGUUCAGUUCAAACGUGUACCGUCAGGCAAGGAAAUCUUGGGUCAUUACAAAGCCCCGCAUAUCAUCAAUGGUCGAUUUGACUUGGACGGCGAAGUAUUCGAUUCCGAAGGAAAUCUCUUGGCCUUGACUCGCCACCAAUGUCUUGUCGUCCCAUGGAGUCGCAACUCCAAAACCACUCCCAAAGCUAGAAUAUAAAAUACAUACAUUACAAUCAAACUAUACACAUAACUAUAGACAUUCUCAUUACAAAGUUUCCUAUGAUCAUUUCAUUUCUGCCAUUGCAUUGAAUGAAGGCGAAUCAACACAUUGUUCAUUGCCGUUCAUACAAACGAGUAAUUCGCUUUGAUGUUGCAUCAAGUGAACAAAAAAAGUUACACACUUAUAUUACAUAACAACACAAGGAUGGCAGUAUAAAAACACGCAGUCCAGACUGAGAAAAGUGCACCGAAUGAGAUCAACCAUGGUUCUCGCUCCAACAUGUUCGAAGUAAAACGUAAUGACAAAUUUUGGUAUUGGUGACUUUGCGGUAAUCUUACGUCGGAAUGCCAUGAUCUGUAAGCAGCUUGGUUGAUAGCUUCAAAGAGCCAGAUCAGG